Messenger RNA from Arachis ipaensis, 453 nucleotides. The record is from RefSeq and is a predicted model, not a curated record. NCBI's taxonomy places the organism in Eukaryota, Viridiplantae, Streptophyta, Magnoliopsida, Fabales, Fabaceae.
AUGAAAUCAACCUCGGCAAUGGUGCCAUCAUGGCUUGAAAAUCUAUUGUCGACAAGAUUCUUCUCUCUGUGCAAUGUGCACAAGAAACAAUCUAGGAAUGAAUGCAAAAUGUUCUGUCUCGAUUGCAACAAUGAAGCAUAUUGCGCACAUUGCAUAGCAUAUUCUCAUGAAAAACACCGAGUUGUUCAGAUAAGGAGGUCAUCUUAUCAUGAUGUUGUGAGAGUGAAAGAGAUUGAAAAUGCAUUGAACAUAACUGGGAUUCAGACAUAUAGAAUCAAUGGUUACCAGGUAAAUCAAUAUUUGAAUAAUAAUAUAUCUUUGAAUGACUUUUUCUCUGUUUCAAGAGAUUGGGAUGAAGCCAAACUUAAGGAGUGGCUGCCGAACAACAUUAUAGAUAGAAUUAUAGUCGUGGCACCUCCAUCUCCUUGGAAAAAAGAUGACCAAGUGAUGUGA